AUGCGUUAUCUUGGCUUGUCGCGUUUCCUCCUUCAAGUUGGGCAGGGCUGUUGGGCUCGAGGCGGUCACCCGCUGCUGGACAGCGUCGGUGUCUCUUCUCUCGCGCUCGUGCUCGCGACCUCUUUGGCGUCAAUCCGAAAGAUGGGCCAUCCCGCCAUAACAGCUCGCAAGCACAAGCCCCAUUCCACGACAACUACCAACCCUGAGCUCGCUGACUGCUGCCCUUUUCCUUGUCGCGUGUCGCUUGCGACCGUGACGCGGCUCGAGGCCAGCAUGGACACCAUUAACGAGCGGGAACGGAAUGGACUGUGCUUAACAGCGGGAGGGGAGGGGAUAUCUAAAGAACUCGAAUUGCUAGGAGUCAGAGGGGUAGUCGAACGAGGGAUGUGUCAAUGCAAGAUUCGUCCUUGGAGCUCGGUGAACGACGAGUUUGGUGAUGAUACACGCUCACCAUAG
Mycena indigotica is the source of this 456-nucleotide messenger RNA. RefSeq lists its product as uncharacterized. The record is from RefSeq and is a predicted model, not a curated record. The coding region runs from base 1 to 456 and encodes 151 amino acids. The transcript has 5 exons. Lineage: Eukaryota; Fungi; Basidiomycota; Agaricomycetes; Agaricales; Mycenaceae.